AUGAGUUCCACAAAUGCAAAUGUUGAUAGGCUUAGCCUUUUGCCAGAUGUGCUUCUUGCACACAUACUCUCUUCAAUGCCUACAAAAUCAGCAGUGGGAACAAGCAUCUUAUCCAAAAGAUGGAAAUCCUGCUGGACAUUGGUCCAUAGCUUUGACUUCCAUUACAUUGACCACAUCCCUAAUUCUGAUACGUUUUUGAGUUUUGUAGAUCGGGUGUUGAAGCUUUGUAAAACAUCCCAAGUUAAAUUAUUCCGAUUACACUGUUCUGAAUCUUUGAUUGGAAACACAAACGUACCAAAGUGGAUUAAUGAAGCGGUUAAGCUAAACGUAUGUGAGCUUGACAUACAAGUUAUCAUACGCGAGUUGCCACUUAGUCUGUUUACUUGCAAGACACUCACCACAUUAAGAUUAGCCAUUGGUGGUUGUGAUUCAGAUGUUCUUAAUGUUCCAACUAUUCCAUCUGGAGUCACACUUCCUUGUUUGAAAACCCUUGACAUCCGUGUGUUUAAUGAACCUUUUGUGAAUGUAUGCAAACUCAUUUACGCAUGUCCAAUACUUGAAAGUUUAAGUUUAUCUCUAGAAAAACGAAGAUGGCGUGAAGACAACCAAGAGUAUAGUUUCAAUAUUCCUACUUUGAAGCGAUUUGAACUAAGAACACCAAGAUGCACAUCAAGUAUUAGCAAGGUUGUUUUGAAUGUCCCUAAUGUUGAAUACCUUAUUCUUGGUGGGUUCUUGUCUUCGGUUUUUUUGAUGGAGGAUUUGAUGUCUCUUGUUGAGGCAACUGUUCGUAUUCUGAAGUCGAAUAUAAGCAUUUGGUGA
This is a messenger RNA of Lactuca sativa (garden lettuce), 819 nucleotides long. The record is from RefSeq and is a predicted model, not a curated record. Lineage: Eukaryota; Viridiplantae; Streptophyta; Magnoliopsida; Asterales; Asteraceae.